GCCAUGGCGGAACCGGCGGGGCCAUUUCAUGUGCUCCGAAGCGGGACAGGUCGGUUCCUCUGCUACUGCGGACCCGACGGCGUCGUCUAUGUGACCGACGCGAUGGAGGUCUGGGCCGGGGAGCUCGGUGGCUGCCCGGCGCUCGGCUCUCGGUGCCCGCCGGCGGAGCACGGCGCGAUGCUCAGGGCCGCUCUGGGUCACGGGGCCGCCGCGCUGAGCUUGGGCCCGGCUCCGGCCGCGCUGCGGCUGCCGGAGGAGCCGCAGUGCCCGGCGGUGGCUCUCGCCCAGCUGCCCACCGCCGAGGCGCGCAGCCAGCUGCAGGCGCUGGUCUUCGGCAUGGCCGGCCGCAUCGAGAGCCUGGAGAAGCGUCUGGAAGCAGUGGAGACGUUAGCAUCUUCCUGCAGCCCUGAGAAGAGCACUGCCCAGAGCCAGCACUUCCUGCCAGACCCCAGCCCCAGGAAGAGUAAGGCUUCUGGCUCAGCUUUGCCAGGCAAAAGGAAGGUACCGGGGGAGUCUCUCAUUAACCCUGGUUUCAAAAGCAAGAAGGCACCAUCUGGAGUGAAUUUUGAGGACUCCUGAUGACAGCCCUAUGCAUCCCUAUGUCUGAGUGAGGAGGUGUCCCUGUUGUUCCAGACCUGCUGAGCUCCUCGACCCAGGAAGACAACAGAGGCAGCAGUACCUGGCAGCCACCCCUCAGCUUUCCCCUUUGGGGGGAACAGAUGGAGCAGAGGGGACACCAGCAUGGUGCGUUUUUCCCCUGCAGCUCUUCCUGGUGGC
Messenger RNA from Haemorhous mexicanus (house finch), 777 nucleotides. RefSeq names its product PAXX non-homologous end joining factor (gene PAXX). The record is from RefSeq and is a predicted model, not a curated record. Gene Ontology annotation, biological process: double-strand break repair via nonhomologous end joining. Gene Ontology annotation, molecular function: molecular adaptor activity. The transcript is spliced from 7 exons. Gene Ontology annotation, cellular component: nonhomologous end joining complex; nucleus; site of double-strand break. The coding region runs from base 4 to 579 and encodes 191 amino acids. Lineage: Eukaryota; Metazoa; Chordata; Aves; Passeriformes; Fringillidae.